Seminavis robusta is the source of this 1213-nucleotide messenger RNA. NCBI's taxonomy places the organism in Eukaryota, Bacillariophyta, Bacillariophyceae, Naviculales, Naviculaceae. The record is from the annotation of a GenBank genome assembly.
AUGACCGCAUUGGCGAAGGAUUGUACUGUUAAACUUGAUAGUGUGUUCCUUAUGACUAUUAGUCGUUGCAUCCGAAACCGGUUCUCGAAGUGUACUCACAGCUACUGUACCCUACUCACGCUGGUUUAGAGGCCCAGUCUCUACUUGUACGCCUUUUUCCAGUGGCGCCAGUACUGCAUGGUACCAGCACUGGAGAAGGUUGGUUGUUACAGUUGCACAGCGCAGCAGACGCCAUCUCAGCAAACACAUCUUGCGGAAACAGUAGCAGCAGCAUCUGCGCCACCCUCUGCAGCCUUGGCUUAUAAUUUCACGACGACAUCAACGCUGAACUGCUCAUUUUCGAUCGACCCGUUCAUACACUACAUUCACACAUCAAUCGCCUACUAGCUGCAUUUAUUAUAAUAUGGGAGUAUCCAUGGACACGUUUAUCAAAGCACUCCUUGUGGAACGAUCGCAAUCCGAUCGAACGUUUGCUCCUUUGGUAGUAGACAAUGCCCGUCACCAUGCCGAGCGGUGGUCCGAGCUACCGCGUCGCGUCCGCACGUCCCUGCUGUUGAACAAUGUCGAUCCUACUCGCAUCCACAAGGCGGCGAACCGAAAGUUUGUCGGCCGCAGCAACAGCCUCGGCAGCGAAGAUCGAUGGACCAGCUGCGGCGAUAGCAGCCCCAAGCAACAACGACGACCCAACAAACAAGCAGCGGCUCCUUUGGCGCCUCCCGCUUGUCCGCAACGACAACAAAGCAUCGAAGUGACGGCCGAGACACUGGCGCUGAUGGGAGCCUGCUCCGACACUGACUGCGCGCAUUUGGCUCCCUCGUGUCCGCAACGUCGAAAAAGCGUCGAAAUCAGCCACAUUAGUCCCAAUUCGGUCAUGAUGCUGCCGCCGAAUCUCCCCAAAAUGCCCGAACGCAAGUCCAGUGAAGACUCGGAUCUGUUGUACUCAUCGGUACCGCCACCGCCCAUGACUAUCCAGAAGAAGAACAAUACCGCGCCGCUGUUGGGGUCCUUUUCCAGUUCCGUCAAGCGCAGUAGCUCUUCUCUGCUGGACGAUGACUCGGACAGUGACGAGGAAGAAUUCAUGGGCGGGAGCACGCGCUUCCACAACCCAAAGCCGCAGCUAUUGAAGAACUUUACCUUUUAGAAGAGAUCAUAUCAUAUGCCAUGCCAUGCCACGAGAAGGAAUACAGGGAAACAAUAACAUAGAGAAACAUGU